GUCUAAGGUUGAAUCAGGGGCAAAAUCCCGUGAACCUGAUGAUAUAAACUUGUAUUUCUCUCCUUAAAACCCGACCUCGACGUUUGCGUCGCUCAGUCUCAGUCUCAGUUUCAGUUUCGGAUCCCUUUCUUCUCUCACACCAAUUUCCAGGAUUUGAAACAUGGCAGAUUCAAAAUCAGGAUUGAGGAAACCAGUGUUCAUCAAGGUUGAUCAGCUUCGCCCGGGGACAAGUGGGCACACUUUAACUGUGAAGGUAGUCAAUGCUAAGAUGGUGAUGCAGAGAGGUCGUUCUGAUGGUCCUCAAUCCCGGCAAAUGCAAAUUGCUGAGUGCUUGGUUGGUGAUGAGACUGGAAUGAUCAUAUUCACUGCCAGAAAUGAUCAAGUGGAUACGAUGACAGAGGGUGCUACUGUGAUCCUGCGUAAUGCCAAAAUUGACAUGUUCAAAGGAUCAAUGAGGCUUGCUGUGGACAAGUGGGGCCGUGUAGAACUCACAGAACCUGCUAGUUUCACUGUGAAGGAAGAUAAUAACUUGUCUCUCAUUGAGUAUGAAUUGGUGAAUGUUGUUGUGGAAUGACUUAUUGGGAGUCCUGGAAUUUCUACUGAGAAUAAAACAAAUCCAGCGAAGAAAUCUUGUUUUUUUUGUCAGAGACAUAUUAUCAUGCCCAUCACAUUCACCUUAGUUUAGGAAUAGAGAUUUGAGAAGCCAGUAGGUACCAACAGUUGCUUCUGACUGUUGCAACUGACUCUGGAUCUUGUAGCUUCAACCCCAGAACAUAUGGUGGCUGUAAUUGCAACAAGAAAAUGGGAAUUGGCUUCCAGAUCAUGCUUUUUGUUUUGCUAUCUAUUGACAAUUUUAGAUUAUGUGUAUCCGAAUUUUAUAUAUGGCAGGUGAAUGUUUAUAUUUGAUGUAAUCCUUUGUUUAGUCUCAAUGUUUGUCGUGAUCUACUAGAUUCUCCUA
Messenger RNA from Glycine soja, 958 nucleotides. RefSeq lists its product as uncharacterized. Bases 161 to 574 code for a protein of 137 amino acids. NCBI's taxonomy places the organism in Eukaryota, Viridiplantae, Streptophyta, Magnoliopsida, Fabales, Fabaceae. The record is from RefSeq and is a predicted model, not a curated record. The transcript is spliced from 3 exons.